AGGAUCCCGGGAAGUGCAGGGGAGGGGGUGGCGUCUUCGCUCCUCAGGCGCUGGCCCGGCCCAGAGGGGACAGGAAGCCAGGACACCGGGGAUUGUCUCUCGCAACCGCAGCCCAGCCCCAGUCCGGGAGGAAGUUCUGCCCGGCGCUCUCCGCCGGUGCCUCCCUGGUUAUAUUGUUGAACAGGAAACCCGGCAGCGCGGGAGCCGCACAGUCGAGGAGGGAGCGCGGGACGCCGAGCCCACGCGCGCCUGCCGGGGCAAGUGGAGGCGAAGCCGGCGAGCGGACGCCCCGAGGGUCGGGGAAGGAACCGAGGCCCGGUCCCCUUCUUAUCCAGCCCGAGACAUUGAGCUCCGGUGGGUGUCCCUGCGCUGGGAGUCCCGCUCGGAGUUUUUCCAGGCCCGGCCGGGCUGCUCCGGGAAAGGCCCUGCUCCUGUUCCGCGCAGCCUCUCCGGCCUCGCCCCUGGAAACCCCGCCCAGGGCGAUGGUAGGGGCCUAACCUGCAGCCACCGCCGGCUCCGCCCACCCAGCCCAUGGGCUCCCUGAGGCCCGCCCAGCCGACGAAAACGCCGCGGCCGCGAUGGCGGCGGACGUGGUGGGGGACGUGUACGUGCUGGUGGAGCACCCCUUCGAGUACACCGGCAAGGACGGGCGCCGCGUGGCCAUCCGGCCGAAUGAGCGCUACCGGCUGCUGCGGCGCAGCACCGAGCACUGGUGGCACGUGCGGCGUGAGCCCGGCGGCCGCCCCUUCUACCUGCCUGCGCAGUACGUGCGCGAGCUGCCCGCGCUGGGCAACCCUGCCGCCGCCGCGCCGCCAGGUCCCCACCCGAGCCCCGCGGCCCCUGAGCCGCUCGCCUACGACUACCGGUUUGUGAGCGCGGCGGCGACUGCGGGCCCCGACGGCGCCCCCGAGGAGUCCGGAGGCCGAGCCAGCUCCCUGUGCGGCCCUGCGCAACGCGGCGCCGCGACCCAGCGCAGCAGCCUGGCGCCCGGCCUGCCAGCCUGCCUGUACCUGCGGCCCGCGGCGCCCGUGCGGCCCGCGCAGUCCCUGAACGACCUGGCCUGCGCCGCCGUCUCGCCUCCCGCCGGCCUCCUAGGAAGCAGCGGCAGCUUCAAGGCCUGCAGCGUGGCUGGCUCCUGGGUGUGCCCGCGGCCUCUGGCGCGCAGCGACUCAGAGAACGUCUACGAGGUCAUCCAGGACUUGCACGUCCCGCCGCGGGAGGAGAGCGCAGAGCAGGUGGACGACCCCCCGGAGCCCGUGUACGCGAACAUAGAGAGGCAGCCCCGGGCCACUUCACCGGGCGCCGCUGCAGCCCCCCUUCCCAGCCCCGUGUGGGAGACGCACACGGACGCGGGCACCGGGCGCCCCUACUACUACAACCCAGACACGGGAGUUACCACCUGGGAGUCGCCCUUUGAGGCUGCCGAGGGUGCCGCCAGCCCAGCCACCUCCCCUGCCUCGGUGGACAGCCACGUGAGCCUUGAGACCGAGUGGGGCCAGUACUGGGAUGAGGAGAGCCGCAGGGUGUUCUUCUACAACCCGCUGACGGGCGAGACGGCCUGGGAGGACGAGGCCGAGAACGAGCCCGAGGAGGAGUUGGAGAUGCAGCCGGGCCUGAGCCCUGGCAGCCCAGGGGACCCGCGGCCCCCCACUCCCGAGACGGACUACCCCGAGUCGCUGACCAGUUACCCCGAGGAGGACUAUUCUCCCGUGGGCUCUUUCGGUGAGCCCGGCCCUACCUCUCCCUUGACCACACCCCCCGGCUGGUCUUGUCAUGUCAGCCAGGACAAGCAGAUGCUCUACACCAACCACUUCACCCAGGAGCAGUGGGUGAGGCUGGAGGACCCCCACGGGAAGCCAUACUUCUACAAUCCAGAGGACUCCUCUGUUCGAUGGGAGCUGCCCCAGGUCCCUGUCCCUGCCCCUCGAAGCAUCCAUAAAUCCAGCCAGGAUGGUGACACCCCAGCCCAGGCCAGCCCUCCAGAGGAGAAGGUCCCAGCAGAGCUGGAUGAGGUUGGGAGCUGGGAGGAAGUCUCUCCUGCCACAGCUGCUGUGAGGACCAAGACCUUGGACAAGGCAGGUGUGCUCCAUCGCACCAAGACGGCAGACAAGGGAAAGCGGCUCCGGAAGAAGCACUGGAGUGCCUCCUGGACUGUGCUGGAGGGUGGCGUCCUGACAUUCUUCAAGGACUCAAAGACCUCGGCUGCAGGCGGCCUGAGGCAGCCUUCCAAGUUUUCCACCCCUGAGUACACAGUGGAGCUGAGGGGGGCCAGUCUCUCCUGGGCCCCCAAAGACAAAUCCAGUAGGAAGAAUGUGCUGGAGCUACGGAGCCGAGAUGGCUCCGAGUACCUGAUCCAGCACGACUCGGAGGCCAUCAUCAGCACCUGGCAUAAGGCCAUUGCUCAGGGCAUCCAGGAGCUGUCCGCAGAGCUGCCCCCAGAGGAGAGCGAGAGCAGCAGAGUGGACUUCGGGUCGAGUGAGCGCUUGGGAAGCUGGCAGGAGAAAGAGGAGGACGCGCGACCGAAUGCAGCCGCGCCCGCCCUGGGCCCCGGGGGCCUGGAGAGCGACUUGAGCAAGGUCCGGCACAAGCUCCGCAAGUUCCUCCAGAGGCGGCCCACACUGCAGUCGCUGCGGGAGAAGGGCUACAUCAAAGACCAGGUGUUCGGCUGCUCGCUGGCCGCGCUGUGUGAGCGCGAGAGGAGCCGGGUGCCACGCUUCGUGCAGCAGUGCAUCCGCGCCGUCGAGGCCCGCGGGCUGGACAUCGACGGGCUGUACCGCAUCAGUGGAAACCUGGCCACCAUCCAGAAGCUACGCUAUAAGGUGGACCACGAUGAGCGCCUUGACCUGGAUGACGGGCGCUGGGAGGACGUCCACGUUAUCACCGGAGCCCUGAAGCUCUUCUUUCGGGAGCUGCCCGAGCCCCUCUUCCCCUUCUCGCACUUCCGCCAGUUCAUUGCGGCCAUCAAGUUGCAGGACCAGGCCCGGCGCAGCCGCUGUGUGCGUGACUUGGUGCGCUCGCUGCCCGCACCCAACCACGACACUCUGCGGAUGCUCUUCCAGCAUCUCUGCCGGGUGAUCGAGCACGGCGAGCAGAACCGCAUGUCGGUGCAGAGCGUGGCCAUUGUGUUCGGGCCCACGCUGCUGCGGCCCGAGGUAGAAGAGACCAGCAUGCCCAUGACCAUGGUGUUCCAGAACCAGGUGGUGGAGCUCAUCCUGCAGCAGUGCGCGGACAUCUUCCCGCCGCACUGACUGCUGGCCUGUGACUGGGGCGGCGGCCGCGGUCCUGCCACACAAGCUGGGCGGCGGAGGCCACGCAGCCGGGCCUUCUUCUCUCUGGGACCCUCCGCCAGCGCAUAGCCGCAGGCCGGUGUGACUUCUGCACCCUCGGUUCUGAGGGUACGGUGACCCCUAGUGGGCAGUUUGCAAAAUGUGAUUCCUUCCUCCCAACUCCCCAUCCCCCCCUCCCGUCCCCGUCACGUCCUGUUUGGGGGUUAAUUAGGUUUUUUCUCUGUUGCAUCGUGCCUACUGUGCGUGUGCGAUAGCGUGUGUGGGGGUGAGAGUUUGUUUUCUGGAAUGGUAGGUGCUGGGAGGAGGAGUUUGAUGGAGGGCUUCCUGGCUGCUUCUGGCCCUCACCUCGUGGAGGCCUUCACAGAGACCCUGUGGGCCCUGGCCCUGUGCUGGCACUGUGCCAGUCAUGAAGCAGCUGUGAUCACUUCCCCACUGUGGAAACAGGACUGACCCAGCCUUCAGCGUGGGCUGCUGAAGCUAUCCUCCUCAGGCCUCAGGGAUGACCUCCUGCCUGAGCCUCUCACAGGCUGGCUGUGGGCCAGUUUCAUCUGCUUUCCUGUUGGGGGUCCCGGGCCUCUGCUGUCCCUGACCCACUGGUGUUCUGUGCAAGGCUUCUUCCCAUUCACCAAGUGCACACCUUGCAUCUGCCGCUCGGCAUGCACCAGUUCCACACACCAUCCCAUUUUACAGACAAGGACGCUGAGGCCUGCAGCAGCAGUGUGACUUGCUCAAGGUCCAGUGAGUGACCUCAUUCCCCAGAAAAGGCUCCUCCCACAUCAGAGUACAGCCUGGGUAGGGGGAAAAUCAGUUCUUUCAGCUACCACCCAUCCAACCUUUGGGCCUAUGCGAAAAGAAAGGAACUAAGCUGGGUGUGUUCUGUCUGGACCUGGGGAGGCCCCUGAAGGCAAAAAGGGAAACUGUCCCAGCUGUUCUGUCCUAGGGGAGGGGGACAUAGCCCUAGCAGGAGCUCCCAGCCCCUCUUGGCACUCUGACACACAAGUACGCCCAUCUGGGGCCCGCUUUGCCAUGAAGAGCUGGGCAGGCCUGCAGGGUGUGGGGAAGGAGGACACAACCUCAAGAAAGGAAGCGUGAACCCCAGGGAACAGCGGGUCCCUUCCCUCCUCAGACACAAGCCACCUCAGCUUGUGGCUCUUGGCCCCCAGCCCCACCAACCCACCUGUUCAUUUAUUCAACAGACAAUGACAGCUGAUAUUUAUUGGACAUUUGCACCAUGCCAAGCAUUCGGCUUGGAUUAUCCCAUUUGUUUCUCACAGCCGGUAUUUAUUGUCUGCUCUUCUGUGCCAGGUGCUGUGCUCUGGGCAGGGGCACUGCAUGGGCUGCCUGCCCUGGUGGAGCUUGUGGUCUGAUGGGUGAGGCUGACCCAAGCCCACCCCAUUGCCAACAGGGCCAGGGCAAGAGUACACACAGGGGCCUCAUACCAUAUGUCUAAAUAUUUAAAAGUUAUCAAUCAAGCUAACAACUGUUAAAUAAAAUAUGUUCUAUUCUCCUACUUUGACAAA
Molecule: messenger RNA, 4807 nt
Organism: Gorilla gorilla gorilla (western lowland gorilla)
Lineage: Eukaryota; Metazoa; Chordata; Mammalia; Primates; Hominidae
Gene: ARHGAP27
Product: Rho GTPase activating protein 27
Exons: 20
Coding region: 579-3248 (889 amino acids)
Biological process (GO): regulation of GTPase activity; signal transduction
Cellular component (GO): cytoplasm
Molecular function (GO): protein binding
Source: RefSeq, a predicted model, not a curated record